UCGCAUCUUACCUAGAUCCUAUCCUAUGAAAAUAUAAAUUAAGAAAUAAUCUUUAAGUUUUUUUUCCGAUUUCAAGCUCCUAGGGUUCUGAUCCUCUUCGAGUUUUUAGGCGAUUGGUUUUUUAAUGUUGUUUUUCGCUUCGUGAUAAUGUUUUUUUAAGUUUUAGCGGCUUUGGUUAUACGAGGAAGUGAUGGCUACAGCUGGAGAAGAAGAGAUGGAGUACGAGAGUGAUACAGAGGAGGUGAAGCGUUCGCUGGCGAUGCGGAGGAGAAAGGCGGCGAGUGAUGAUGAGGAAGGCGAGAGAGAAGUGGAUGAUAAUAAUAAUCGUAAUGCCGCGAUAAUGGAUCGGAGUGUUGUGGUUCCCUCCGAUGAAUCCGACGGUCAGGUUGGUGCUGCUGAUUUUUAUGAUGAGGAAGAAGAAUUGGAGGAGGAGAAUGAAGAGUAUUAUGAUGAAGAGGAGAUUGACGAGGAGGAGAUAGAAAUAGUAAGAGGGGAAGUGGAGAGAACUGGAGGAGAAGCAGUGAUGGAUGAUGGGAAUAGGAAUGUGGCUGAGAGAGUGGAGAUUAGUAAUAGUAAUAAUCAUGUGGGAGAGGAAGAUGAAGAAGGAAAGAAGGAGAAUGAGCCAUUUGCUGUGCCAACUACUGGGUCGUUUUAUAUGCACGAUGAUAGAUUUCGAGACAAUGUUGGCGGUCGUCAUAGGCGAAUGCGUGGUGGAAGGAAUUUGUGGGAAUCCAAAAAUGAUAGGAAAUGGGGACAUGACAAGUUUGAGGAGAUGACUUUGCAAGAAAAGCAGUAUAAAGAAGGAAGAGCUUCUAGAGGUAGAUAUCGUGUUCGUAGUAAAAACCGGGUUCCAAGUCAUGGUUAUCCUAGGGAAAGUAGGCCUAGAGCAUUUGGGAAAAGCUACAAUCAAAAUCAGGCUCCUAAGGCUGUGAGGGGGAGAGGAUCUAGGAGAUAUGAACCUUCUAUGAAAAACAGCAGUCAAGCACCUCCAGUGCUGAACAAACUUUCUGGGAAGACUGUUGAGAAAAUUUCACAAGCCAAUUCAAGUAGAGGUUUCACACCUGCAACAAAUGCAAACACUGUAUCAAAUCCUGCUAAGAAACAUAUUUUUGCAUCAAGCUUGAGUUCAGCUUCCCCACCCUUUUAUCCAUCAGGAUCUUCCAAGAAAAACAUUUCCUUUCAGAAGAAGGAUGUUCAAGCUGGAAGUGUCAGCAAGGAUCUUCACCAGUCUGUUACAAAUAAGAUCUUUUCUGUAUUUCAAUCCAAUUCAUUACAAGGGAAGAAUGCCCAUGAUUCUCUCAGCAUGGCAAAGCUUUAUAUAGAUGAUUCCACUACAUCAGCUUCUGUGAAGCCAUUGACCAACGUGCAAAUGCUACCUUCUGGUUCUUCAUUGGAUAAUAGUAGUCAACCCUCUCAAUCUAGGGUACAGGAUAGAGACAUAGAUAUCCCACCACAGCACAACCAAGUCAACAGAGCUUCUCCACCAGCACAGGUCAAUGCUGUUCAGAGAAUUCCUGUACAAGGCAGGGGUUACUUUUCUGUUCAAGCAGCUGCUCAGCAGUUGGGCCAGCAUCCUGGUAUUGGGUCUCGAGCUUCAUCUCCGCCAGAAACAUCUAUGUCAGUCAGUUCCUAUGAAUCUGGAGAGGUUGAAUCUUCAGACACAAGUAAACCUGACAGUGCAUUGGCGAGCAAGGGAAAAAACAGUCUUCUAGGAGCUGGAAGGGGCUCUUAUCUGUAUGGUGGAGCUCAGAUUAUUGGAACUACAGGGAAUAUGUCUAUAAGCCAUGGUGAUCAAAACUUUCCUGCCUUUUUGCCUGUUAUGCAGUUUGGGGACCAGCACUCCAGUGGCCUUAGUGUUCCUGCUGUUGGCAUGGCAUUUCCGGGAUAUGUUGCCCAGCCACAACUUGGAAUGAGAAAUUCAGAAAUGACAUGGCUACCGGUACUAACUGGUGCUGCUGGCGCACUAGGAACAACAUAUUGUCCACCUUAUUUUGCUUUCGAUGGGGCUUAUAAUACUCGUUCAUCGGGGCAGACUUCUACAACAGGAUCCUCAGGCAAAGAAAAUACUUCUAACAAACCAAAUAAUGAAUGGAAGCCUUCCCCGAAACCCGAGCUUGCGAGUGAUGAACUUGGACAACAACAAAAUAACCCAAAUAAGCAGUCUCGCAGAUAUUCAGAGAUGAGCUUUAGCAAGUGAUUGAUUAUUUAAGAUGGAGCCUGCCUCUGUAAACUGAUAAAGACCUUUCUUCGAGCCCUGUUGUUCGUGCAUUUAGUUGUGUAUGGGAAAUGCCUGCUCAGGCUACUUCAGUUUGAGAAUAUUAUUGUGGCUUGACAGGUGGCAUUCCCAUGUUUAGUGUGCGUGGAUUGAUUUUGUAAUGAAGCUUAUGAGAAAUUUAGGCAGGCUUCUCCAUAAAAGUAUGAGCAAGAAAUGACGUUUGCAUUGAUGGUGAUGGUGUUCUUAUUUCUCUUCGGUGAGCAUACGUAAGUGGUUGCCUCUGGUUUUUGAGAGUAGAUUAUCAAAUAUUUUUCUUGUUUUCAUUUCAAGGCCGGUUAUUGAGAGUGUGAUCCUGCUUUCAUG
Molecule: messenger RNA, 2578 nt
Organism: Hibiscus syriacus
Lineage: Eukaryota; Viridiplantae; Streptophyta; Magnoliopsida; Malvales; Malvaceae
Product: protein MLN51 homolog
Exons: 12
Coding region: 191-2197 (668 amino acids)
Biological process (GO): mRNA processing
Cellular component (GO): exon-exon junction complex
Molecular function (GO): mRNA binding
Source: RefSeq, a predicted model, not a curated record